Molecule: messenger RNA, 862 nt
Organism: Drosophila yakuba
Lineage: Eukaryota; Metazoa; Arthropoda; Insecta; Diptera; Drosophilidae
Gene: cni
Product: protein cornichon
Exons: 4
Coding region: 120-554 (144 amino acids)
Biological process (GO): endoplasmic reticulum to Golgi vesicle-mediated transport
Cellular component (GO): endoplasmic reticulum membrane; COPII-coated ER to Golgi transport vesicle
Source: RefSeq, a predicted model, not a curated record
GCCCUUGUAAAAAAAAACAAGUGAGUCCCAGCGCUACAAUUGGAAGCCGAAUUUUACGGGAAUAAUUAGCAAGUCACUUUGAUUAGCACCUGGAAGACGUGCUCCAGCGUUAUUACAAGAUGGCCUUCAACUUUACCGCCUUCACGUAUAUAGUGGCCCUGAUCGGCGAUGCAUUUUUGAUAUUUUUCGCCAUAUUUCAUGUCAUUGCAUUCGACGAGCUGAAAACGGAUUAUAAGAACCCAAUUGAUCAGUGCAAUAGCCUCAAUCCGCUGGUUUUGCCGGAGUACCUUUUGCACAUCUUCCUGAACUUGCUCUUCUUGUUCUGCGGCGAAUGGUUCUCACUAUGCAUCAACAUACCCCUCAUAGCCUAUCAUUUUUGGCGUUACAAAAACCGCCCUGUGAUGUCGGGACCGGGACUUUACGAUCCCACCACGGUCCUAAAAACCGACACUUUAUCCCGGAACAUGCGUGAGGGUUGGAUCAAACUGGCAGUCUACUUGAUCAGCUUCUUCUACUACAUAUAUGGCAUGGUUUAUUCGCUCAUCUCGACAUAGGCAGCUGUUGCCUGGGGAUCUCAGUGUUGGCGCCAGCGCAUCCGCGCCGUGUAUUAAUUGUCUAAACUCGGGUAGAAUACUCCCUUUUUGGGGGAGAAUCCACAUCAACAGCGAACAAUACUUCACUUGUAAAUUCUAGUGUAAAUCCAUAAAGACAUCUUAAAGCUUUGUUUUUUUAUAUAAUUUGUAAUCCUUUUUUGCAGUAUGAGAUUGUAACGUGUUUUUAUUAUAAUUAUAUUUGCAUUUCGCAUUGCGCAUCUUUGGUGUAGUUGGAUUUUAAGCAUUAAAUAAAAGUCAGAUCGAAGUAA